AAACUAGAGGAGAUGAAGAAAACACUAAGGGAAUCUGACGAGAAGAUAAAAGUGAAGGAUUCAACUCUGGAGAAGAUGAGUAAAGGACUUAAGGACACUGAGAGCAGACUGGAGAAAACCACAAAACAACUGAAUGAGAACAUCAAACAUCUUCAGGAGAAAGACAACCAACUAGAUGAAAUGACCCAGCAAGUGAGAGAGACAGAGAGGAGACUGGAGAACAUCACCAAAGAGGUGGAGAAGACUAAGAAACAACUGGAGACACUGGGAAAGGACCUGCAGGACAAGAACAUCCAAGUAGGAAACUUCAGAAUCCUACUGCAGGAAAAGGACCUUCAACUAGAGGACAGGAACCACAGACUGGGAGAGAAGGACAAACUACUGGAAGAGAGAAAAUGUGAACUAAAGGAGUGGAGGCAGGAACUAGAAGAGAAAGAUAAACAACUUGAAAAGAGAGAGAAACAGUUAAAAGAAAGAGACAAACAAGUGGAGGAUGUCAACAAUGAAAAUUAUAAACUGGCUCAACAGAUCUGUGAUGUGAAGACUGAGGUGGAGAGACUAAGAGAGACCUCAACCCAGAUGACUGUGGGAGAAGAGACCUCAGAUACAGACACCAGAGUUACACACAGGAGAAGAAACAGCAUGGAACUAAUAUCUCCAUACAUGGGAGGAGAGAGCAGCAGUCCAGACUCCCCAGUGUCUCCCAGUGGGUCUGAGCUGAGACUGGUGCUGCUGGGGAGGACUGGUGCUGGGAGGAGGGCAGCAGGAAACACCAUCCUGGGCAGAGAGGAGUUUGGGGUCCAGGCCAGCCCCUCUGCAGUGACCCAGAGGAGUGUGAGGAGAGAGGGGGAGGUGUGUGGGAGACACCUGGUGCAGGUGGACACUCCAGACUGGUUCUAUCCUGGACUCUCUCUGGAGGAGAUCAGACAGGAUGUAGGUCUCUGUGUCCGUCUGUCUGCCCCGGGACCCCACGCCUUCCUCCUGGUCAUACCAGUGGAGCCCUCCAAGGAGGAGGAGAGAUGGGUGCUGGAGAGAAUGGAGGAGAUGUUUGGGGAGGGGUGUUGGGGACACACUGUGAUUCUAUUCACCCAUGAUGACAGCCUGAAAAAGCAGAGCAUUGAGGAGUUUCUCCAAGCAGGGAGUCAGGACCUCCAGCAGCUUGUAGAGAAGUGUGGGAGCAGAUACCAUGUCCUCAACAUUAAGGACAGGACCCAUGACACUCAGGUCCCAGAGCUGCUGGAGAAGAUAGAGGAGAUGGUGUCAGGAAACAGAGAGAGCUUCUACAGCAGUCAGACAUACCAGGAGGCAGAGGCCCAGGUCAGAGAGAUGGAGAGAAAGAUCCAGAAGAAGAUGGAGGAGAGGAAACAAAGGAAGGAGACAGAUAUGAAAGAGAGAUUUGAUAAGGAGUUACAGGAGUCUCUAAAGAAGAUCGAGGGAGUGAUCCAGGAACAUGAGGGAGAUAUCAGAACACUCAAUGAUAGAACCACUGAAUUAGAGAGACAAGUGAAAGAAGAGAAGGACGAGGACAAGAAGAGAGAGAUGGAGAGAGAGUUGAAGAGAGAAUCUGAUAGGAGGAAAGAGAUGGAGAGAAAGUUGGAGAGAUUAAAUGAGAAGAGAGAAAAUGAGAAGAAAGAGAUGGAGGAGAAACACAAGCAGGAAACUGAGGAGAUCAAGGAGAAAUAUGAAGAAGAGGCCAGAGCUGAAGCAGAGAGAAACUUGAUGAAGAUAAUCCUACCUGAGUUACAGAGGAACAUCAUGAUCUCACAGACAAAGAUGAAGACAGAGUUCAGCAGACAAAUAGAGGCGAAAGAUAGAGGGAUGAAGGAGAAGGAUAGAGAGAUAGAGAGACUGUUCAGAAGACAGAUAGAGGAGAAGGAUAGACAGAUAGAGAAGAAGGAUAGACAGAUAGAGAAGAAGGAUAGACAGAUAGAGAAGAAGGAUAGACAGAUAGAGGAGAAGGAUAGACAGAUAGAGGAGAAGGAUAGACAGAUAGAGAAGAAGGAUAGACAGGUAAAGGAGAAGGAUAGACAGAUAGAGAAGAAGGAUAGACAGGUAAAGGAGAAGGAUAGACAGAUAGAGGAGAAGGAUUCACAGAUGGAGGCAUUGCCUCUGUGGCAAUUGGCUGCCUUCCUCCAGCAUGACAAUUGGCUGCCUUCCUCCAGCAUGACUAUUGUCUGCCUCCCUCCAGCAUGA
This is a messenger RNA of Esox lucius (northern pike), 2193 nucleotides long. Its product is annotated as trichohyalin-like. Gene Ontology annotation, molecular function: GTP binding. Bases 13 to 2193 code for a protein of 726 amino acids. The record is from RefSeq and is a predicted model, not a curated record. Lineage: Eukaryota; Metazoa; Chordata; Actinopteri; Esociformes; Esocidae. The transcript has 5 exons.